AUGGCUCCAAAAUCUCGCGUGCAAGUGCAACAGAAGACGCGCAAGUGGGGAGAUGUGACUGUCCGGGUGGAGGCCGCAAUCAGAGCUGAGGCGAGGGCAGAAGAAGCGGAGGCGAGGGCAGACGAAAGGAUGGCGAGGGCAGACGAAAGGAUGGCGAGAGCAGAUGAAAUGAAGGCGAGAGAAGAUGAAAUGAAGGCGAGAGAGGGAGCGGGAGUGGGAGUGGGAUUACUGGGCUUCUUGAAGAGGGCAAAGAGCCGCUUUUGCAGGAAUCGAAAGGGAGCGCGCGGCUCAAGCGUAGAAUCCAUAUCGUCCGUGCCAAAGAGUGCCUCGAAGAAUGACUCUAUGAAGACGGAGUCCUACCAGAUCUCCACGGCUGCCGUCACGGUAUGCAAGCAGACUCUCUUCAGCAACGUCAGGCUCGAGGUAGACAGUGAGGGAAGGUGUUUUGAUUUUGGUAGCAACAUUGAUGAUCUCCUUCAGACGUGGGACACCGAGUGUCACAUUCUUACUGGAGACACCAGCAUAAUGGAACAUAUUGAGUGUCAUCUGCAUAGCUGGUUCACUGAUCGAUUGAGUGGCAAGCGUGCCACACACUUCUUCCAGGUUCACCAGCGACUGGUUGAACUUGGCCUCCACUUCGCCAAGUCAAAUGCCUCCCUGUACGCGGUGAGUGGAGAUGAUGGCCCGUGGGGGAGGGAGGAGAACAAUAUACCUGGUAAGAUGGCACUGUUCGAGUACACGGUGAGUGGAGAUGAUGGCCUGUGGGGGAGGGAGGAGAACGAUAUACCUGGUAAGAUGGUACUGUUCGAGUAUGCAGCGAGUGGAGAUGAUGGCCCAUGGGGGAGGGAGGAGAACAAUAUACCUGGUAAGAUGGUACUGUUCGAGUACGCAGCGAGUGGAGAUGAUGACCCGUGGGGGAGGGAGGAGAACGAUAUGCCGAUAUUGUCCUGGUCUUGGAGCCUGCUGUACUCAAUACGCUGA
This is a messenger RNA of Suillus plorans, 981 nucleotides long. RefSeq lists its product as uncharacterized. NCBI's taxonomy places the organism in Eukaryota, Fungi, Basidiomycota, Agaricomycetes, Boletales, Suillaceae. The record is from RefSeq and is a predicted model, not a curated record. Bases 1 to 981 code for a protein of 326 amino acids. The transcript is spliced from 3 exons.